AUGCGAUUUUCGACGAUGUCGGCGAUGAAGUACGUGCUUCAGACAUUGACGAAACCCGAAAAACCCGAGGUGCUCAAGUUUCUAAUCGACAAUUUCCGUGUGGACGAGCCGCUGACUCGAGCGGCUCAAAUGAGCCCGAACGAGGCGGAAAUGUGCUUCAACGCGGUCAUGGAUCGCUGCUUGAAGCAUCCAUUGUCAGUGGUGGCGCGUUGUAAAGAAUCCGACGAGAUCGUCGGAUGUAUGCUCAAUUCGGUGUGGCGCAAAUCGGACGCGUUCGACGACGUCGCGGCGAAACGCGACGACUUCACGUUCGGCUCGGAUCGUUUGCCGACGCGAACCGUCGCCGAGAUUCUCAACGAGGUGCACUCGAAAUUCUGGAGCGUUCGACCGCGUCACGACGUCGUCAUUCACUUCGAAAUUGUCUCCGUCAGCAAACGAUUCCAACGUCAAGGAAUGGCGUCGAAGAUGCUCGAAUGGACAGAGGACGUCGAGAAGCUCAAGUCCGUCAACGCCACGGCGAUCAUGGCCGAAGCGACGUCGCUCGGCAAUCAGGUCCUGCUUACCCGAAAAGGGUACGAGAUCAUCCAUUCGUUGAAGCUCAACACGAAACGCGAUUCUGAAGGCCGGCAGAUUCUCAACUGCGACAACGGCACCGAUCGGGUCCUUCUCGUCGUGAAAGAAUUUGAGUAUUAG
Caenorhabditis bovis is the source of this 693-nucleotide messenger RNA. The record is from the annotation of a GenBank genome assembly. NCBI's taxonomy places the organism in Eukaryota, Metazoa, Nematoda, Chromadorea, Rhabditida, Rhabditidae.